Messenger RNA from Pichia membranifaciens NRRL Y-2026, 1116 nucleotides. RefSeq lists its product as hypothetical. Gene Ontology annotation, cellular component: endoplasmic reticulum. Gene Ontology annotation, molecular function: hydrolase activity. The annotation marks the transcript as partial. Gene Ontology annotation, biological process: GPI anchor biosynthetic process. The record is from RefSeq and is a predicted model, not a curated record. Lineage: Eukaryota; Fungi; Ascomycota; Pichiomycetes; Pichiales; Pichiaceae. The transcript has 2 exons.
AUCAGAUGGAAGCAGCUUGCAACGUUGUUUUUGCUAAUGUGGUCUGUGAUACAUUAUUUUGAAAGGGUGAAACCCUAUUAUGUUUUUCAGUCGUGUCUAUGGAAAGAGUGGGAGAGUUGGCCACAUGAAUCAGAUCCACACCAUUCCAUAAUUAUCGGUGAUCCACAAAUAGUGGACAAUUAUUCUUAUCCUUCAAGAAGUUGGUUGGAAUUGACGAUAACAAAGAUUUUCAGUGACAAUUACCUACAUAGGAACCACAACAUUUACAGCAAAGUACUAGAUCCGGAUAGUAUCAUUUUUGUUGGUGAUUUGUUUGAUGGAGGUAGGGAAUGGAACGACAAAGUAUGGCUGAAAGAAUAUGUCCGAUUCAACAAAGUUUUUAACCCUAUCGAAGGGGUGAGACAGUUGAGACAAAUACCUGGAAAUCACGAUGUCGGAUUUGGUAAUGGAAUUGAUUUUGGAAAGUACUCCAGGUUCAAAGCGUAUUUUGGGAAUGCAGAUGAGGUAGUUGUUUUGGGCAAUCAUUCUAUUGUAUUGAUGGAUACAGUCUCAAUAUCCUGCAUUGACAAUAACAAAAUUAGUCAGGCAUCCUCUAAGUUUUUGCGGAGCUUUGAAGAUCCUUCAAAUACAUACAAAGAACUCCCUCGAAUUGUGAUUUCUCAUGUUCCCCUCUAUCGGUUCACGGAGCUACAAGAGUGUGGACCUUUGAGGGAGUCAAAGAAGGCGUUCCCAGUGAGCAGGGGGAAUCAGUAUCAAACUGUUUUGGAAUAUGAGUUGAGCCAAAAGAUUGUUAAUUGGAUCCGCCCAAUAAUGCUUUUUUCUGGAGAUGAUCACGAUUACUGCCACAUCAGACAUCCAUUGGAUAAAAGAGUUAAGUACACUGAUGAGAUUACAGUUAAGAGUUCUGCAAUGACAGGGGGUGUAAAAAAGCCAGCAAUCCAGCUAUUAAGCCUAUGGAAUCCAAAUAAUAAACAAGAUGAUACAUGGAUUGUAAGCAAUGAAGAAACGAGGAAGGUCGAUGCAGGGACAGCAGAAACUUAUUUAUGCUAUCUACCAUCGCCAUACCAGCCAUUGGUACAUUAUGGAAUAACAUUGGCAUUUUCUAUAUGGUGGAUU